This is a messenger RNA of Enterobius vermicularis (human pinworm), 504 nucleotides long. Lineage: Eukaryota; Metazoa; Nematoda; Chromadorea; Rhabditida; Oxyuridae. The record is from the annotation of a GenBank genome assembly.
AUGACUCUUUUGUCGCUGUUUACUGUCUUUCACGCUGCUUUCCGUCUUGUGCCUUCCCCAGUUGGUACCACAGCACAACAGAUUGCCUCUCGGAUCACAGUUGUAUGGCUAGUUUUGUAUGUUUCACGCAGCAGUUUUGGUGUUCCACUGAUACUUAUUGCGUGGUCCAUAACUGAAGUUGUACGGUACAGUUUCUAUGCUACGAAAAUUCUAGACAAAACUCCGGAAUUUCUGAAAUGGAUGAGGUAUUCUUUUUUCAUCGUCUUGUAUCCUGUCGGGGCAUUGGGUGAGAUAUUGAUCGUGCUUGCUGCUCUUCCAGAGGUUGCGGUUAAAAAACAGUUAACGUUGGAAAUGCCAAACUCAUUCAACAUUGGAUUUUCUUUCUGGUGGUUCCUCGUUGUGUUUGCUGCAUUUUAUCCAUUCGGAUUUCCUCCGCUGUACAAGUACAUGUUCAGGCAGAGAAAUAAAGUGCUUUGCGUUGAGGCUAGCAAAAAGCGUGAGUAG